UCGCAGGCACACCCAAGCAGUGGAGUUCAGUUAUUUGUCACGAAAAUUUGGCGGGGUCGACAAUGAAAAGACUGUUUUGAGCAUAGCGUUUUCGAGCAAAAGCAUAACGUUUUUUAUAAACUGGUAUUCCAAUAGGCUAAGCAAAAAAAUUAACUAGAAUCCGAACUGGAGGCGAUGUUACUUAGUAACUGUCAUUGUUUUUCUUGUUUCCUUGUUCCUCAGGACCCAGGAGAAUAUAUGUGAUCACGUGAUAGUGGAUGUGUAUCAUUGAUUAAAAACAAUGGACGCAUGGUAUUCCAGCGAAGUACAAAGUGCGGAGGGUAAUUAGUGGUGGUACCAUGAUCUCUAAAAUGGCAGGGAUGUGCUUCUGAAAUAUGUAUCAAAAUCCGCCUAUCGCUUGACGUAAGUUGUUUUCGAUAAAGAGCAGGCGACUGAUUUAUGCUGAUAGGCCUAAUCUAAAGAAAGAUGGUUGGAUAUUCGGAGGUAUUCAACUUAAUAUGGAAAACGUGCCAGAAAGAAUGGGUCGACAACAAGCACCCAAAAGGAUUCUUCCAGGAAAUGGCAGACAAUAUUUGUUUGGAAAAGAUGGAUUUUGUUCGCUUCAUUGCUAUAGCGAUUAUCAUUACUUUUAUUCGCAAAGGAGUUGCAAAGUAUUUCCUGCAGCCUUUGGCAGAGAAGCUGAAUUUUGAUAUCAAAGACAGGGCUAAUUUUCCAGAAUGCACAUUUAAAUUCAUUGUAUACUUAUUACUGUAUGCUACUGAAUGUGUUGUGCUUCUGUCAACAUACAAAGAAUUCCUUACUGAUCCAAGGGCUCCAUGGAAAGGAUGGCAAGUUGGAAUGAGUGUUUCCCCAGAUCUUUACUGGAUAUACGCGGCUGAAACAGGUUUCUAUAUACAUGGCAUAUAUGGGACAAUCUUUAUGGACAUUUGGAGAGAUGAUUCUGUGAUGCUCUUGCUUCAUCACGUCCUAACAAUUUCAUUGAUUGUUUUCUCUUUAGGUCUAAGGUAUCACAAGAUUGGCCUUGUUGUUCUUUUCCUUCAUGACAUUGCUGAUGUCUUCUUAGAAUUCACAAAAAUUAUCAAGUGUUUCCAGAACAGAGAGAAGUCAAAAAAAUCAAUUUACAGUAUCAUUACUAGUUUGGGAUUUGUUUUCUUUGCUUCUGCCUGGAUUGGCUGUAGAAUAUUCAUUUAUCCUCUGAUUGUUUUGUAUUCCACUGGGUACGAGGCUAGAAAUGAGCUCCCAGAUGCUCCAUUCUACUUCUUUUUCAAUGGCCUACUGUGGAUCUUGUUCUGCAUGAAUGUGUGGUGGUCAUAUUUCAUCAUAUUAUUGAUAUUUCGCAUUAUUGUUGGCAAGUCUAAAAGCAUUGAGGAUACGCGAGAAUUGUAUGUUACGGAGGAGCAGCUUUUGAAUUCAAAGAAGAAGGAUAGCUUAGGUGAAACUGGUGAAGCCAAUGCAAAUGAAGGUGAGCAGAAAGAGGCUAUGACAAACGGUUCAUUCCAAAAUGGUGUCACUCAGAAUGGUGUAGCACAUAAACAUCACAACGGAGCACAAAAGCAAGAAAAUGGUGUCAGGAAAAGGAAUUAGAAGGUGACAUGUUUCUGGAUAACAUGGAGUCCAGUUGUAGUAAAUUUUUAAAUUGCUGGUGGAAAAUAAUUGUAUUCUAAAUGCCAGAUCAUUGAACAUUUAUUUAUCUGGUUAAUGUUGGACGCAUAUUUACUCGUCACUUUCAAUUGCAUUGUACGUGUAUAUUCAAGGUUGACUUUGAGAAUUUUUGUUAUUUAAACAAUUUAACGGUUACAUUUUAAGCAAUUUUAGCGAGUUUUCAUCUGCAAUCUCAGAACAGGUCUUUCAGAUUUAGAAUCCUAGCCUUAUGUAGAAAUUAUCUAGUGAACCAAUACCAAAACUAUCUGCUGGUUCAGAGAUUUAAAGUUAAAGUGCCAAGAGAAAACUAAAGGAAACACAACAGUUGUAUCCAAUCUUUCUUCAUUGUACACCUCGGUACUGAUUAUCUAUCUCUCUACCUUAAAAUCGGACGUUUUAUAUACUUUUAAUCUACCCAAACUAAAUAUGUCUACCAAUCAGCAUUUAGAAAAACAGGUUACAAUUUUUACGUCAAAGACUUUUUAUGAAUAACUUUCAAAUGCAUAUACGGAUUAAUAAAUGUCGUUAAGCUGUUUGUUUGGAUAGAUAGCUAAUAGAUCGAUAGAUAAAUAGCUUGAGAUAGUCAAUUAUUAGUCUGAGUCAGCCCAGCACGCCGUUAACCAAAUGUAUUACGGAUAGGACGCAAACAUUAAUUACGCAAGCAACUAUAUGAAUUAACAAGAAGAAAAAACAAAUCUCUAUGUGAAAAGCAUGUGCUUCAGUGCUAUAUUAAACGCGCUGGCAUGAAUGGAAAAUCCCAACACCUUAUUUCACGCUGAACAUAUGAUCAUCCCAAGUAUGUUUACGUCUACAUGGAAGUAUACUGAUGAUGUUUGUUCGGUCAUUGGUCAGUGGCUAUUAUCAACAUAGUGACAAUUCUAGUGAUUACCCAAUCUAUGUAUUACCCCUCGCUUUCUCUCUCUAAUGUUAACCGUAUAAGUAUGUUUUCCCUCAGUUUUCCUUUCACUGGGAGGACUUAGCGGCGUAUAAACUUUGCAGCAUACAAUUACAUAACGCGCACAACACGCAUUUUUUCAUAAGAACUGUCUACAAGAAACUGAGCCCAAAAGUGACCAAAAAUUAAGAUCCCAUGAUGCUGAUCACUCUAAACAUUAAUUAAUUACUUGGAAAACCUUAUGCAUGUUUAACAUAUUUAACAAAUGAGAAUGCGCCUUGCGACUCACGAGGUGUUGUAUAUUUAUGGUUCUUAUAAUCCGUUUCUGUGUUUCUUAGUAGCUUGUUACCAUUUUGGCAUUUAAGAAAUAUUUAGGAAAUAUUUAUGGGCUUAGUUUCAUAUCGCAGAAAAGCUUGUAGUUAUUUUUCUGUUUCUGCUUGUAAAUUCUACUUAUCAGCUACGUUAAGCAGUUCUGAAAACAUCGUUUUUUCGAAAUCUAGUUUCAGUGUUUCCAAAUAACACCCAGUAUUUGUAUUUUUAAUGGCCGUAAAUAAUUUACCUACGCCGUGAAAGACAUCUUUUAUCGUGGAUGUAAAAUUAUUUUAUGAACCUCGCUUAUUACAUCAGUUUCUUUAGCGAAUUGUAACUAUAUUUUAUUUUUUGAUAAAUAGUUAAUUUAAUCGACGAUGACGCAAUAUCUUCGAUCAACGCCACCCUAACUACAUGCCUACCCCUUUGCAAAAUCAGAUUUAAAAAAGGCACAGUUCCCAGAACAAUCUGUGAAUCAUAUCUGGAGAG
This is a messenger RNA of Rhopilema esculentum, 3334 nucleotides long. RefSeq names its product ceramide synthase 1. Gene Ontology annotation, molecular function: sphingosine N-acyltransferase activity. The record is from RefSeq and is a predicted model, not a curated record. NCBI's taxonomy places the organism in Eukaryota, Metazoa, Cnidaria, Scyphozoa, Rhizostomeae, Rhizostomatidae. Gene Ontology annotation, cellular component: membrane. Gene Ontology annotation, biological process: ceramide biosynthetic process.